GAUUGGACCGCUUUUAGAGCAGGACAAUUUAGGCACUGCACAAGCUGAGCUCAUGAACAAACUGAUAGAAGGCUGUCUGGAUUCCCACUACAGGCUGCUCGUGCUUCAGAUGACACUGACAAUAUCGUGGAGUGAGACGCUCCUUUCUAUUAUACACAGCUUGCUGGAUUCCAAGCCUGACAUAAAUGAUGAACUGUUCACCCAGUUGACUGAACAGCUGGUUAGCCAGGCUCGUCAAUUCACAAAAUCUGUCAACUUUGCAAAAAUUAUGUUGACUGUCCUCACAAAAUAUGGCAGCCUCAUGAAUGCUUCACACAAACAUUCCCUGGCUGGUUGCCUGAUGCUAAAUGAGACGUUCUUAAAAAGGUCUCUUCAAGCUUUGUUGAAAAGAAUCUCUGAUGCAUAA
Phycodurus eques (leafy seadragon) is the source of this 406-nucleotide messenger RNA. RefSeq names its product Fanconi anemia group E protein-like. Gene Ontology annotation, biological process: interstrand cross-link repair. The record is from RefSeq and is a predicted model, not a curated record. Gene Ontology annotation, cellular component: Fanconi anaemia nuclear complex. Bases 53 to 406 code for a protein of 117 amino acids. NCBI's taxonomy places the organism in Eukaryota, Metazoa, Chordata, Actinopteri, Syngnathiformes, Syngnathidae. The transcript is spliced from 5 exons.